CUUAAACUGCCCUUUUUAAACAACAACAACAAAAAAAAAACUUCUCUGCAAACAAAUCAUGAAGAAAAAAUUCUGUCUUUGUUAUUGUCCUUCUGUUGUUGAAACAGAGGAUUCUGUUGAUCUUCUUCUUUCUCCAAACAACAUUACUACUGUUUCUUCCUCUACGAAAAUCUUCAGAAAAAAUUCAGAGAAAAAAACACUCUCAUCUUUAACGAAAUCUUCAUUUAAUAAGAGCAUCCGUAAACUUCCAAGCAGGAAAAUCUUUUCAUACAACAACUUCCCUCGACUUUUUAAAGCCAUCCUGUUUCAUGAUUCCCUGAGAAAUAUUCAGCAACUUGAGAUUGAAUUGAAAAAUAAAGUGAGUUGGAAUAAAGAUGAAAAGUGCUUCAAGAAAUUGGAAAAUCAUGAAUCAAGAAAACCAAAAAUGGAAGUUGAGGAAGUUAAUCAAAUCUCACAAGAAAAAGUCAGUUCAAUUUCACAUGAAUCUCAAAAGUUGUCAUCAUCAAAUUGGACAAAUCCAAAAGCUUCUAGUACUACCUUAACAUCAUCAUGUGACCACAAGAAAAAGGACUAUUGUUCCUCCUUGUAUUUAAUUGUCAUUGCUCUAUUCAUGACAAUUUUUCUAGGUAAAUAUUGGGCCAUAGUGUUAACAUUAUCAUGGCUCUACUCUAUCCCUUAUUAUAGGAGUCCACGACAAUAAUAUAUCUAGCGAAAUCCUAUAAAAUGAAGUCUUGGCCUUUGUUAUAGGAAUCGAUUAAUAGAAAGUGAAAAAAAUCAUCAAUUGUUGACUUGAAAAGAAAGUAAAGUUUUUGGCGUCAACAAUACUUCGAAAACUCUAGCUUUUGUGAUUCUUUUGGAAUAGUGUAUCACUUUAGUAACAGUAAUAAAUUAUUUGU
Molecule: messenger RNA, 896 nt
Organism: Solanum dulcamara
Lineage: Eukaryota; Viridiplantae; Streptophyta; Magnoliopsida; Solanales; Solanaceae
Exons: 2
Coding region: 59-700 (213 amino acids)
Source: RefSeq, a predicted model, not a curated record